Lacerta agilis (Sand lizard) is the source of this 1063-nucleotide messenger RNA. RefSeq names its product sperm acrosome membrane-associated protein 3-like. Bases 482 to 925 code for a protein of 147 amino acids. NCBI's taxonomy places the organism in Eukaryota, Metazoa, Chordata, Lepidosauria, Squamata, Lacertidae. The transcript has 5 exons. The record is from RefSeq and is a predicted model, not a curated record. Gene Ontology annotation, molecular function: lysozyme activity.
CCAUUUGGUGCUCUGCUUUAGGCAGCAAAAACCAUCUUAGGCCAGAAUUGAGAGACUGGGCCUGACUCUUCAAGGGCAGUGGUGACAGGCUGUGACAUCACAGGGCGACCUCAGAGCUGAGGUUCUAGAAGUCAGAUGAACUGCCAACACUGGGUGGGGUGCAUUGCCUGCUGCAACUUGCUAGGCUGUUUAAGAACUUUGUGGUGGCCCUGGAGAGGUUCAGGCAGGCAUUUGGGCAAAGGUAGGCUCCUCAUUCUGCUAGUUAGCACUGUAUGGCUUCUGGAGCUAUAGACUCAGCAUCUUGAAGACGAAAAUCUGAGGCCUAAUUCUUGCCUACGUUAGAAGUCCCACUACGCUAAUUUGAAAUGGAUUUGAACUCUACCCUCAUCAGGCAAACCAUGCUAGAUCUGGUCAGCCUGAAAAAGUCCUCUCUUCCUCCUGCUUAGCAACAGGGACAGCAGGACCAGGACGCUGGGAAGAGAUGAAGGCUCUUUUGCUGCUGCCCCUUAUGGCCUGCCUUGUGGUGAAAGUCCGUAGCAAGAUCUACAGUCGCUGUGAGCUGGCACAGACACUGAAACGCUGGGGAAUGGAUGGGCAUGAGGGCUACAGCUUAGCUAACUGGAUCUGCUUGGCGUACUUUGCAAGUGGCUUCAACACAGAAACUGUGAUGCAUAACUCAGAUGGCAGCUCCGAAUACGGCAUCUUCCAGAUCAACAGUCGCUCCUGGUGUGCUGACCGACACACUCAAUCAAAAAACCUGUGCAGCUUAUCUUGCUUUGAUCUACUUACUGAAGAAAUUAUUGAUGACAUAAUCUGUCUCAAGCGAGCUACAGCUGAACCAGAAGGCUUGGCAGACUGGUAUGGCUGGAGAGAUCAUUGCCGCGGCAGAGAUCUGAGUUACUGGGUCGCUGCCUGCAAUUUGUGAAUUAAUAGCGCCGUCCAUGGAAUUCAUGUCCUGCAAGUCACCCUGCCUACCUACGUCUUAUCUUCAGAUGUAAUUCCACAAUGUAAUCUGAUUGAAGCCAUAACGCUAUUUUGAUAAAUAAACUCCAUUCCCAGACAA